Oikopleura dioica is the source of this 1866-nucleotide messenger RNA. The record is from the annotation of a GenBank genome assembly. NCBI's taxonomy places the organism in Eukaryota, Metazoa, Chordata, Appendicularia, Copelata, Oikopleuridae.
AUGAACGACGCAGACAGCUUCCAGAAUGAUGCGCUAUGGAGGAAUUUCUCACAGCCGGAUGUUCAAGAAAAGUCGCGAAAAUCACGAAAAGUGUCGAUCGAGCGAUGGCAGCACAUUCAAGAAAUCGAACGCGAAAACGGCUCGGACGGAUUCAAACGACCGCGACGGCCAAAGAUCACUUUCGAAGGUCACAUUCUAUUGCUCGAUACUUGCAGAGCUGGGAACGAAGAUGAACUACUGCACCUUAUCUCUAAUGGCGUUGAUGUGAACUGUGUCGGACCUACCGGAGAGACUCCCUUAAUUCUCUGCGCUGCAGCUGGCCAUGCUCGUUUGGCUCUUCACCUGGUCAGGGCGGGAGCAAAUGUCGAUGCUUUCGACAUGGAUGGCUGGACUGCCCUGCAUCAUGCCUGCUACCACGAUCACUACAGCGUGAUGCUCCAACUGCUCGAAGCAAAAGCCAACGUCUUCGCCGUCGAUUUCGACCUAAACUUCCCAAUCAACCACAUUCGCCACAACUCACCAUUGCUUCUCACCAUGAACCGCCAAAUGACGAGUCGAAAAGGAGUCAACCCAGAAGUAAUCCGCGGCAAUCACUCGAGAAUUUUGAACGAAAUGACGCUGAAUAUGAUCGCAAGGACAAAGAAGGCGAACUGCUUUAUUUCUGGACUCAAGGAUUUUAAAAACGAGGAGACUGGUGUUACCCUCGCUCAUUGCCUGGCUAGCUAUGGACUUCAUGAAGCGCUCCAGGUCAUCAUCGAUUUGGACAAAGAAGUCGUCAAUAAAAUCGACUUCUCCGGCUUCACUCCUUUACACUGCGCCGCAAAAUUUGGCCAGCUCGAGUGUCUAAAGGUGCUACUCAAAGCUGGCGCUGAUGUUAAAGCGAUGGACAAAUACCAGAUGACAGCUCGGAAUUACUGUUUCCAACCUGAAGGCCGCGCGCUUUUGGACGGAGUUCCUGUAUUAAACGAAGUCGAUGGGAAGCAAGCAACAACCAAGAAGAACAAAAAGAGUUCAAAGAAAAAGCCGAUGAUGCUCCGAGGAAACCAAAAGAAAGCAUCAAAAGACUGCAAAAAUCAUACUGGUGGAGGCGUUUGCUCCAAAUUUAUAAUCCAGGAUCUCCGCCGCUACGAAAUCACGAAUCACUUCCUCCCAAUCCGCCGAAUGAUCGUCACAUCCGUCAACUCUGCUCCUCGCGUUCCACCUCGAAAUCUUCAAGUUCCUUCCAGAAGUGGCCCUGCAAGUAUCAUGUCAAAAAGAUCGACGCGGUCGAACUCGACUCGCUCGAAAACAGAAUCUUCGGCGGACUCAAUUCAUGAUGAAAAUCCAUAUUCUGUCGUCGGAUCUCAUGUUGAUAUUACGCCGAGAUUGCCGCUUGAAAUGUCGACUCCGCUGAAGAGGGAUGAUAUCAACGAGGAGAAUCACGAAGAGAGUCCACUACCACCAGUCCUCCCGCCGAAAAAUGAAAAUCAUCAAAUUUCCCCGGCGAACAUCUUUUUCGGUUCUGAAACUGGGCCAUCGACUAUCCAGGAGAGUCGAAAAAUCAACCGCGAAGAAAAGGAUGAAAAUGAUGUCUUCAUCGAGCAGAUUCCAGUUCAACGAACGAGUAACUCAAUUAAAAAACCACCACGAAAUUUUUCUUAUUCAAAUUCUUCACAGAGCCCGAAUUCUUCAAACGAAAUCAAAGACGAGUCAAGAAUAAAUGAAACGAUGAAGAACUCAUUUUUCAACCAAAACUACGGAGAAGCUGAAGAAACUUUACCGCCAGCGCCGAUUUUGCCAGAGAAAUUAAUCAGAUCUUCGAAAUCUUUUUCUUCAAGAAAAGCCUCUCAAAUAUUUACCUUUUUAGUUUUUCUGAGAAAUUUCUGA